This is a messenger RNA of Aphanomyces astaci, 1907 nucleotides long. RefSeq lists its product as hypothetical. The coding region runs from base 21 to 1736 and encodes 571 amino acids. The transcript has a single exon. Lineage: Eukaryota; Oomycota; Saprolegniomycetes; Saprolegniales; Verrucalvaceae. The record is from RefSeq and is a predicted model, not a curated record.
UUCCCAUUUUGGAGCGCAACAUGCUGUACCUGCGGCGCGGCGGUCGAGUGCUGACCCAUGCAAGAGCUUCGUCCACCAAAUCCACGUCCUCUACAGUUCAGCCAAGCUCGUCGCCAUUGAAGAAGCCAUCGACUCUUCUGUCCAUGAUGACUAAGGCCAUCGGCAGCGUGGCUGUCGUGGGCGGCGCCAGCUUCUACUACCUCUUGCAGACCGACCCCGGGUUUGCACGCUCCAUGUACUUUUACGUCAACGCCGUGCCAGCGUACGUCCACUACCGCGCCGUGCAAAGGUACGUCGAGGACAUCGGCCACCUCGGGCCAGACGAAGCUGACGCCUGGUACAACUACCUCCACGACAAGUACGCAACACCCUUGUACGGCACGGUACUCACCCUUCGCGGGUUCUACAUCAAACUGGCCCAAAUCGCAUCCACGCGGGGGGAUUUCCUGCCCAAGCAGUACAUGGACCACUGCAAGACCCUGCAGAGCGACGCCCCGUCAACGCCCGCGCCAGAGAUGAUGAAGAUCCUCGAAGCGUCAUAUGGCAAGCCGUUCCACGAUAUCUUUCAAUCGAUCGAUCCGACGCCGUUGGGCGCGGCGUCCAUCGGCCAAGUGCACAAGGCCGUGCUGCUAGACGGGACCACGGUGGUGGUCAAAGUGCAGUUUCCCGAAGCAGAGGCCAACUUUCGCAACGACAUUACAACCAUCAAGCGGUUUGCGGCCGUCGCGCAGCCGGCGCACCUGCCGUUUCUAAACGAGAUCGAAAAGCAGUUUCUCACAGAGUUUGAUUACCGUCGCGAAGCUGACAACUUGGACCUAGUCCGUGCCAACUUGGCCGCGAGUCCGUACGCCCGCAAGUUUGUCGUGCCCAAGUCGUAUCCAGACUUGUGCACGAAGGAAGUGCUCGUGAUGGAAUACCUCCAAGGUCGCAAGUUGAUUGAUGCGAUCUACGACCACUUUGAGAUCGUGGCAUCGGAAUUGGGCGUGACAGUCGACGAGUUAGCGGCGAUGCAGGCCAAGACGGACGCCGAACGCGAAGCCAAGGGCCUCGCCAAAGUGAUGGGUCCUUCAGAAUCAACCAUGCGACUCUACCAGACAUUAUGGCGCGCCAAGCAAGCCGCCUUAACCAUGUACGACUACACGCUGGGGUAUGUAUACCCUCGGUCGCUGGAUCCUCGUUUUUCUACCCAUAAACAGCCGCGUGAGCUGCUCAACUUUCCCGAGUUGCUUCGGCUGAUCGUGGAAGUCCACGGGUACGAGAUCUUUGUCAACGGAUGCUUCAACGGCGACCCCCAUCCCGGCAACAUCAUGCUGCUGGAUGACGGCCGCAUCGGACUCAUCGACUACGGCCAAGUGAAACACUUGAGUACAGAUCAGCGCAAGCGCCUCGCGCGGCUCGUGGUGGCGCUGGCCGAAGGAACCAACGACGACGUGGUGCGCUCCGUCACGACCGACGUCGGCCUCGUCACCAAACACAUGGACCCGUACGUGCUCGAGAAGAUGGGUCGGACUAUGAUGGACAGAGACGACUGGGAGAUCACCGAGGGCAUGAACAUCCAGCUCUUUGUCGAGUACUUGCAGAAACGAGACCCGAUCUUGCACCAGGAAGACGACUACAUCAUGGCGUACCGCGUGUCGCUGCUUCUCCGCGGCCUCAGCAACGCGCUGCGGUACCCAGUGUCCCAUGCCAACAUGUGGAAAGCCCUGGCCAAGCAGACGCUGGCCGAACACGAGUAGUCAAGUUCACGUACAUCCAUCCAUGCAUCGUACAUACUCGUUGAUGGUUAAUCAUCAAUUUCCAUGGCGAUGUCCAUGCAUUCUCGCUCGGCACGAGCUUGUGUUAACGAAUCGGCAUAACGUUACUACUGACGUGCAACAGAGAUGCUUAGGCGGCUAAGCGUUCCCUGA